CACAGAAGAAGAAGAAGAAGAAGAAAACGAAGAAGAAUUUUGCGACAGUACGAUAGAUCUACGUCACGCCGUAAAUUUAGGGAGGAUUUCAGAAGGUGACUCUGGAUUGCAGGGCAAGCCAUCAGCACCAUGCCAUUUGUCGACGUGCAGGGUAAGUUGGGGAUCAAAGUGGACCAAUGGCUUUUGGCCCAGAGCGCUCCGCAGCCACACAAACGUCCAGCUCGCUGCCACGCUUUUGAGAAGGAAUGGAUUGAGUGCGCAGCUGGCAUCGGGAGGAUCAGAGCCAAAACUGAGUGUAAACUGGAGCUUGAGGAUUUCCAUGAAUGCAUUCAUCGUAACAAGAUGAGCCAGCGUAUUUUUGAUAUCCGGCAGCAGCGGGACAAAUUGGUCAAGGAGGGGAAAUAUACCCCACCUCCUCACCACUCUGGCAAGGAAGAGAUCCGGCCGUGACCUAACCAGAGACCGUGUCCGGCACCUACCGCUCUUUCCUGUACUUUUCCUUAGACGUCUGUAACAUAAAAACUGUCAAUAUUAUCUGUCCUGUUGAAAUAUGAGAAUAAAUAUAAUUAAUUCUGAGUA
Sardina pilchardus (European sardine) is the source of this 579-nucleotide messenger RNA. It is a transcript of the gene ndufs5, whose product is annotated as NADH:ubiquinone oxidoreductase subunit S5. The transcript has 3 exons. Gene Ontology annotation, biological process: mitochondrial respiratory chain complex I assembly. NCBI's taxonomy places the organism in Eukaryota, Metazoa, Chordata, Actinopteri, Clupeiformes, Clupeidae. The coding region runs from base 130 to 450 and encodes 106 amino acids. The record is from RefSeq and is a predicted model, not a curated record.